UUCCUUCCGCGCAGGCGCGCUGGGCCCGGUUAUUGUCAGUGGUACCGCCGGUGACCGGGUCUCCCUCGUCUCUGGUCCUUCGGGGCGGCCUUCUGUGGUGGUGCCGCCUUCGCCAUCUUGGGCCAGCGCAGGCACGAUGCCGAUCAACAAAUCAGAGAAGUCGGACAAGACAGAAAAUUCUGACAAUGUCAAGGUGGUCGUUCGCUGCCGACCUUUCAAUGAGCGAGAGAAGACCAUGUGUUACAAAAUGUCAGUUAAUGUUGAUGAAAUGCGAGGAACAAUUACUGUCCAUAAAACAGAUUCUUCCAAUGAACCUCCAAAGACUUUUACGUUUGAUACAGUUUUUGGACCAGAGAGCAAGCAACUUGAUGUUUAUAAUUUAACUGCAAGGCCAAUUAUUGAUUCUGUUCUGGAAGGAUACAAUGGCACCAUUUUUGCUUAUGGACAGACUGGUACAGGAAAGACAUUUACUAUGGAAGGGGUCCGGGCUGUUCCAGAACUCAGAGGGAUCAUCCCCAAUUCUUUUGCUCAUAUAUUUGGACACAUUGCAAAGGCUGAAGGGGAUACAAGGUUUUUGGUUCGAGUCUCUUAUUUGGAAAUCUACAAUGAGGAAGUGCGUGACCUACUGGGGAAGGACCAGACACAGAGGCUAGAGGUUAAAGAGCGACCUGAUGUCGGAGUCUAUAUCAAAGAUCUUUCAGCUUAUGUUGUGAACAAUGCAGAUGAUAUGGACAGAAUUAUGACGCUUGGCCACAAAAAUCGUUCUGUUGGGGCAACUAAUAUGAAUGAACACAGUUCCCGUUCCCAUGCUAUCUUUACAAUAACAAUUGAAUGCAGUGAGAAAGGUGUGGAUGGCAAUAUCCACGUACGCAUGGGCAAGCUGCACCUAGUAGAUCUUGCGGGAUCAGAAAGACAGGCAAAAACUGGAGCUACUGGGCAACGACUGAAAGAAGCUACAAAAAUUAACCUUUCUCUCUCUACUCUUGGGAAUGUCAUUUCUGCACUGGUUGAUGGAAAGAGCACUCAUGUGCCUUACCGUAACUCCAAGCUGACUCGAUUGCUCCAGGAUUCCCUUGGAGGCAACUCCAAGACUAUGAUGUGUGCAAACAUUGGUCCAGCAGACUACAAUUAUGAUGAGACUAUCAGCACUCUGCGAUAUGCUAACCGUGCCAAGAACAUCAAGAAUAAAGCUAGGAUUAAUGAAGAUCCCAAGGAUGCCUUACUUCGGCAGUUCCAGAAAGAAAUAGAAGAACUUAAGAAAAAGUUGGAGGAAGGGGAAGAGAUCUCUGGCUCUGAGAGCAGUGGUUCUGAAGAGGAGGAAGAUGAGGAUGAUGGGGAAAUUGGCGAAGAUGGAGAAAAACGGAAGAAGCGAAGGGGCAGUAGCACCAGCAGUAGCUCAGACUCUACAUGCUCUGUCAUAGAAAAACCUCUGGACAAAUCCUUCACUAGAAAGAAGAAGGUUUCUCCUGACAAGAUGAUGGAAAUGCAAGCCAAGAUUGAUGAAGAAAGGAAAGCCCUUGAAACAAAGCUUGAUAUGGAAGAGGAAGAAAGAAACAAAGCCCGGGCAGAGCUUGAAAAGAGAGAGAAGGACCUACUUAAAGCACAGCAAGAACACCAGACUUUGCUGGAGAAGCUGUCAGCUUUGGAAAAAAAAGUGAUUGUGGGAGGCGUAGAUUUGCUGGCUAAAGCAGAGGAGCAGGAAAAGCUUCUAGAAGAAUCCAACAUGGAGCUUGAAGAACGUAGGAAAAGAGCAGAGCAGCUCCGUAAGGAGCUUGAGGAGAAAGAGCAAGAGCGUUUGGAUAUUGAGGAAAAGUACACCAGCCUUCAGGAGGAAGCACAAGGGAAGACCAAGAAGCUAAAGAAAGUCUGGACAAUGCUAAUGGCAGCAAAGUCAGAGAUGGCGGAUCUGCAGCAGGAACAUCAGAGAGAAAUUGAAGGCUUGUUGGAGAACAUCCGACAGCUUAGCAGGGAGCUGCGACUUCAAAUGCUUAUUAUUGACAACUUCAUACCUCAGGACUAUCAGGAAAUGAUUGAAAAUUAUGUCCACUGGAAUGAAGAUAUUGGAGAGUGGCAGCUGAAAUGUGUUGCAUACACUGGGAAUAACAUGAGAAAGCAGACUCCAGUGCCUGAUAAGAAAGAAAAAGAUCCCUUUGAGGUGGAUCUUUCCCACGUGUAUCUGGCUUACACUGAAGAAAGCCUGAGGCAGUCUUUGAUGAAACUAGAAAGACCAAGGACAUCAAAAGGACGAUCGAGGCCCAAAACUGGCAGAAGGAAACGUUCUGCAAAAUCAGGAGCUGUGAUCGAUUCAUUACUUCAGUAGACUUGAAACAGCGUGAUUUCAGAAAAAGAUAAAGAAAAGAUGUGUGUGGCUCAAUGCACUGCAAAAUAAUGCAAAUUCUUGAUUCUGGAAUUCGCAGAAGAGUUUGAUGUCUUGUUGGCACUGAAGUUGCUAUAAAGGCCUGCAGUGGUGGCUUGAGACAGCAAGGAAAUACAUUUCUUUUGAUUGAUUUUUCCAUCUUUCACACUGACAUAACAUGUUUAAUCUAAGCUGUGUGGUGACAGUAAACUUGUCAGUGUUACUGAUGUUGCUCCAGACAUUAUGCAGGAGAAGCUAUUGGGGAAACCCUGUGUUUAAAAUGGCAUGUAUAGAUUGGAGGCAGGUGUGCGUGCAUGUGUGUCUAAUUUUAAAGCACAUUAGCUCUGUUGUAAGUAGGUGGCCAGAAUUCUCUACUCGAUAUAUACAGUUUUGCUUUAUAUAUUGCCAUUUGUCACUUGUACUGUUCUAUGCUUGCAAUAUUGCAGACAUCUGCUUUUUCUUUUCUUUUCCGGAGUGGUAGCUGCAGAGUCAUGGAAUAUUCUGAAUCCUUUUUUGUCCUCGCAUCUAUGUACAAAUAACUUUCAGUUCCUUUAGCGUGUGCAUAAUACUCAUAGAUGUAACUCGUUGUUAAACAGAAACUGAUUGUUGCAAACCAAGGUGGUGGUGGGCUUCCCUUUAGGGAUCCCUGAGAGUUAAAUCACACCUUGUGUUCUCUUUGAAAUGGGCCACUCUUGGUUUUGGGAACAAUUCGCUGAGCACUGACUGUUAAACAAAUUACCUUUCAUUUUGACCAAGGUAGGCAAAGUUCCUGUUGGAGGAAGAUGGGAAUAGUACUGAGCGGCUAAUGGUCUUUUUUUUUUUUUUUUUUUGCUCAAAAAAAGUACAUAUCAAUAUUAGAAGCUACUUGCAAGCAAUAUUCCAGGGUAAAGAGCAUUGUUGUGUUUUUAUUACUUCAGAUAAAAGUCCUCCUGGAAGGGAGGAAGGGAUUUUUGACCCUACCCUGUACUUGCAAGAAAAUGGACAAGGAUCCAUUUUGUGUUUGCUGUAGAGCAGACUGGGGGUCAUGCAGCACCCCAGGUGACAUUGGAAUGCAAUGCCCAGCAGCCCUAGGCCCUUAUAGGACCAGUUCACCUAUAAACAAAAAAAGAUGAGUUAGCGAUUUCAUUUUUGGUAAUGGGCUUUGAGGACUUUAAGUGCAAGGAUCCAUAUUGGGUUUGCUGUAGAGCAGAGUGGGGGUCAUGCAGCAUUAACUGAGCCCCAGUAAUGGUCCAAGAUACAGAAGCCCCAGUAAUGGCUUCUGCAUCUUGGGGUUCUUAUUCCAGCAUCUGCUCACAGUAAUGCGCAGCACUUCUUAACCCCUACUCCACAGUGUCACUGAGCAUGAAAAGUUUCCUUUUGCCUUCUGUGUUAAGUGUUAACUUAAUUCUGUGUGACAUAUGGUGGUAAUAGCUGAUGUUCAAAACCUUGUUUACAGUUAAAUAUUGAUAUAGUUGAGGCUUGCAAAUUGAAAUGUGUUGUUUUUCUGGAGAAAGCAAGCAUAACUACUCUUAAAGAGCAAUGCCAUUU
This is a messenger RNA of Anolis sagrei ordinatus, 3883 nucleotides long. RefSeq names its product kinesin family member 3A (gene KIF3A). Gene Ontology annotation, biological process: spindle elongation; mitotic spindle organization; microtubule-based movement. Lineage: Eukaryota; Metazoa; Chordata; Lepidosauria; Squamata; Anolidae. Gene Ontology annotation, molecular function: microtubule motor activity; ATP binding; microtubule binding. Gene Ontology annotation, cellular component: microtubule associated complex. The record is from RefSeq and is a predicted model, not a curated record.